AUGGCACCGGCACCGGCACCGGCACCGGGACUAGGCGGCUCCUCCUCGCCCCGGUCACAUGAGGCGGCCCCGGCCGCUCAGAUCCGGCCCGGGCGGAGCCACGGUCCCCGCGGGCGGAGCGGGCUGGCCCCGCCGGCCCCGGCCCCGCCAGGGUCCCGCCCCGGGAGCGGAGCUGCGGCCGGGGGUGCCCGGGCCGGGGUGUCCCCGCCAUGCCAGGGUCCCGCUGCCCGCGCCCGGCUGCCGGUGCUGCGCUGGCUCCCGCGGUACUCCCGGGCCUGGCUGCCGCUGGACCUGCUGGCCGGGCUGGCCGUGGGCCUGACAGCCGUGCCGCAGGCGCUGGCCUACGCCGAGCUGGCCGGGCUGCCGCUGCAGUAUGGCCUCUAUUCCUCCUUCAUGGGCUGCUUCGUCUACUUCUUCCUGGGCACUGCCAAGGACGUGACUCUGGGUCCCACGGCCAUCAUGUCACUGCUCGUCUCCUCCUACGCAUUCCACGAGCCUGUCUAUGCCGUCCUGCUCGCCUUCCUCUCCGGCUGCAUCCAGCUGGCCAUGGGGCUCCUGCACCUCGGAUUCCUUCUGGAUUUCAUUUCCUGCCCUGUCAUUAAAGGGUUCACAUUGGCUGCUUCCAUCACCAUUAGCUUCAACCAGAUCAAGAACAUCCUGGGGCUGCAGGGGAUCCCGCGGCAGUUCUUCCUGCAGGUGUAUGAGACUCUGCGGAGGAUUGGGGAGACCAGGGCUGGGGACGCUGUGCUGGGGCUGGCCUGCCUGGCCGCGCUGGCAGCGCUCCGGGCCAUGAAGAGCCGCCUGCCCCGAGCUGCCUCUGCGGAGCCUCUGGCUGCCAGGAUCAGCUGCCAGAUCGUCUGGAUCUCUGCCACAGCACGCAACGCCCUCGUCGUCCUGUUUGCUGGUCUGGUUGCUUACUCCUUCGAGGUGAUGGGCUCCCAGCCCCUCACGCUCACCGGCAGCAUCCCCCGGGGCCUCCCUGCCUUCCGGCCACCUCACUUCUCCACGGCAGCGCCCAACGGCACCGUCCCCUUCGGGAGCAUGGUGCAGGACAUGGGGGUCGGGCUGGCCGUGGUCCCGCUCAUGGGCCUGCUGGAGACCAUCGCCAUUGCCAAGGCUUUUGCCUCGCAGAAUGGUUACAGGAUUGACCCCAACCAGGAGCUGCUGGCUCUGGGCGUUGCCAACAUCCUGGGCUCCUUCGUCUCAUCAUAUCCCAUCACGGGCAGCUUCGGCCGGACAGCGGUGAAUGCGCAGUCAGGGGUCUGCACCCCCGCGGGAGGGCUCGUCACAGGUGCCCUGGUCCUGCUCUCGCUGGCCUACCUCACCUCACUCUUCUACUACAUCCCCAGGGCGGCGCUGGCCGCCGUCAUCAUCUCGGCCGUGGUGCCCAUGUUCGAUGCUGGGAUCUUCAGGACGCUCUGGCGGGUUAAGAGGCUGGACCUUGUGCCCCUCUGCGUGACGUUCCUGUUCUGCUUCUGGGAGGUGCAGUAUGGAAUUGUGGCUGGGGUUCUGGUCUCAGGGAUUCUCCUGCUCUACUCCAUUGCCAGGCCCCCAAUAAAGGUGUCGGAGGGGGACGUGCUCCUCGUGCAGCCGGGGAGCAGCCUGCACUUCCCAGCCAUCGAGCACCUCCGGGACACCGUGUGCAGCCAUGCUCUGGCAGCAUCUCCACCACGCUCCGUCAUCCUGGACUGCUGCCACGUCAGCAGCAUUGAUUACACGGUGGUGGUGGGGCUGGCAGAGCUGCUGCAGGAGCUGCGCAAGCACGGCCUCUCACUGGCCUUCUGUGGCCUGAAGGACCCUGUUAUCCAAGUCCUCCUGUCUGCUGACUUAGAAGGAUUCCAGCAUUUCUCCAGCCGGGAGGAGGCAGAGCGGUGCAGAGGAGCAGAGCCGUGGGACAGCAGGACCGACCCCUUCAGCGGCACCACUGAGAGCUCGGGGCUCAUCCAGUGAGUCGAGGAGUCACCAUUUGUGCUGGGCUUCAACAUCCUGUGACACCCCAGUGACAUCAACACCCUCUGUGGGAGCCACCUGCCCCUGCCCAGCUCCUGGGUGGCUGGGGAUGGACUGUCCUGGUGUCCCACACCAGGGAGGGCAGAGCAGCACCAGCCUGACCCCACAGAAGCUGGGGUGAGCA
Messenger RNA from Empidonax traillii (willow flycatcher), 2134 nucleotides. It is a transcript of the gene SLC26A11, whose product is annotated as solute carrier family 26 member 11. NCBI's taxonomy places the organism in Eukaryota, Metazoa, Chordata, Aves, Passeriformes, Tyrannidae. Gene Ontology annotation, cellular component: membrane. The record is from RefSeq and is a predicted model, not a curated record. Gene Ontology annotation, biological process: transmembrane transport. Gene Ontology annotation, molecular function: sulfate transmembrane transporter activity.